Molecule: messenger RNA, 4032 nt
Organism: Canariomyces notabilis
Lineage: Eukaryota; Fungi; Ascomycota; Sordariomycetes; Sordariales; Chaetomiaceae
Product: Pkinase-domain-containing protein
Exons: 6
Coding region: 106-3849 (1247 amino acids)
Biological process (GO): protein phosphorylation; intracellular signal transduction
Cellular component (GO): cytoplasm
Molecular function (GO): ATP binding; protein serine/threonine kinase activity
Source: RefSeq, a predicted model, not a curated record
AUCGACCUUCUUUAAUCUUCACCUUGUAAUUCUGCAUUGUUUCUGUGCCGCUAUUAUGCUGCAUUGAAUUUUCCUUCAGUUAGUACGGUCGCCGAGGAUCCGACCAUGAAUUCAGAUCGCGGUACGGUUCCACGCCAGCCUCUCGGCGACGCAACCAAUCGACUUAACCAGGCUACAGUUGGAAGUGUCACGUCUCGGCAUGGACUUGGCGAUGACGAGAAUCACCUCUCUGUGAAGUCACAGAACGUUGCCCGAGGUUGCUAUGACCCGGUUGUCACUGUUAACCAGCCCUCCGCAGAGCACCAUGGACCCCGGGCCCCCGCUCCAACAACUACAGAGCCAAGUGCGUUGGCCAAUCCGCGAGCUCCUGCAACUGCCCUGGAAACUCGCGGUGCAGCCGACGCUCGGCGUGUUUCUCAGACCUCAAAUGUUCCUUCAAACCCAUCCGACGCGCGUCAAUCCAAAGCCCAAAUUGGUCCGUGGGAACUGGGCAAGACGCUUGGAAAGGGCUCAUCGGCCCGCGUCCGCCUUGGCCGUCACCAAGUCUCUCGUGAACUGGUGGCAGUCAAGAUCGUGGCCAAGACCACCGUCCACCUGACUCAGGCUGGUAGCCUUGCCAAUCUCGACCAGAUCGAUGAGGCAAAAGCAACCACCAAUUCCAAUAUCGGCCUUCGUCGUAUGCCACUGGCGAUUGAGAGAGAGGUGGCAAUUCUCAAGCUCAUCGGGCACCCGAAUAUCAUUCAGCUCCUCGAUAUCUGGGAGAAUCGCUCAGAAAUCUAUCUGGUCACCGAAUACGUCGAGCAGGGAGAUAUGUUUGAAUUCAUCAACUGCAACGGCCCGCUCAGGGAAGAAGAGGCCAUCUUCUACUAUCGCCAGAUCAUGAGUGCCCUUGAGUACUGCCACUCUUUCAACAUUUGUCAUCGUGAUCUCAAACCGGAGAAUAUCCUGUUGAAAUCAAAUGGGCAAAUCAAGAUUGCCGACUUCGGAAUGGCGGCUUUGCACCAGGGGCCGAAUCACCAGUUGCGCACGGCUUGCGGGAGCCCUCACUAUGCUGCGCCUGAGCUGCUACGCCAUCAAUUCUACAAAGGCUCGGCCGCGGACAUCUGGAGCAUGGGGGUAAUUCUGUUUGCAAUGCUCUCCGGGCGUCUUCCCUUCGACGAUGAAGACAUGGGUGUGAUGUUGUCCAAGGCCAAGCGCGCUGAAUACAAGAUGCCGGAACACCUCAGCGGCGAGGCUGCUGAUCUUAUUCGCAGGAUCCUGGUGCACCAGCCGGCGCAGCGUAUAACCAUGGAGCAGAUGUGGAAUCAUGCCCUCCUCAAAAAGUACGACUAUCUCGACCAAUACUAUGAGUGGGCAGAGCAGCAAGACACAUCUUUGCGCCACCGUGACGUUGCACCUAUUCCCGAACAAGAUGUCGACAUCCAGAUAUUGAGACAGCUUAAGGCCCUCUGGCAUUCUUUUUCGGAACACGAUCUCAAAGAAAAGCUCCGACAAAAGAAGCCAAAUGAUCAGCAGCUGUUCUACUGGCUGCUCUACAACCACCGAGAAGCUCAAUUGGAGAACUACAACAACAAUGUUCCAAUUUCAAAGAGUGACAUCCACCAUCUCAAGCCUCCGAACUGGUGCAAGCGCAUCUCAACCUGCAAGUUCACCCAGAAGGGCCGAAAUGGACAGGGCCGGAGCGUGUCCCGGUUCACCGUGAUUUCUAAUGUCCCUGAACUGGACGAUGCUGGAACAAUUCGAAGCUACGAUCCCUACAACUCGUCCCUUGUUCUGCAGCCUUCUGUUCAUCAGGCCAGCCAUGCCAAGAUCAUUGUCCAUCGCAAUGGCUCUAAGGACGGUGUUGGACCCUCUCCUACUUCCGUCUCCCAUUCGUACCGCUCGUACGAGUCGGCAACCGGCUCAUUUCGACGACAGCAGCGAGUUGCCUCGCAGCGCUCUAGUGCCCGGGGCUAUCUGCCACCUCUGAGUUCAGUGAGCUCAAUCCGCAGCUACCAGAGCAUCUCGCAUGUGCGUGCAAAAAACCGAUCAAAACGUAAUGUCGAUUUCUCCAGGGUUCGCAAACCCAACCACCAUUCCCACAAGGACCGCCAGCGUUCUCGGCCAGCCCCGGCCAGCAUCGCAGGAGAUAGCACAACGUACGACCGGGACGCCUUGUCGCCUUCGAGUCCCAAGAAGCCAAAGACACAAAGACUAUCGAAUGCAAGAUCGAUGGCGGAUGCUGAUGGUAGUCUUAUCUGGAACGAAGAGUUGGAGCAAUUCACCCACCGGAUUGCCCAAGAUUGCGAUGAGGCUUUUGGGAGCUCCCUCCUCUUGCCAGAUCCUAACGAAGAAGGAGCUGAUUCGCGCGAGGAAAGCCCAUUCAAUCUGUCACUCGGAGACCUUUCGGCAGUGCGGCUUUCAGUGGGCUUGGCUCCCACCAAGGAAAAGCCCACUGAGGCACGGCCAUGGGACAACAGGCCGCUCCCCCCAAUUCCUUCCCGUGAAACGGUGUCGCCUUUGUCAGUCCGUAAUACCGGCCUGAAUGUUGGGAUUGCCUCGCACGCAAAGACGGUGUCCAAAACCGACUCCAACUUCGGCGCCCAGCCCCCUGAGCGCCGUACUGUUUCCGAGUCAGUGUACAACCGUCAUACCAAGGGCGCACGUUUUUUGCCAUCGAUCAAUGAGGACACAUCUGAGAACUGGACGAGACGCAAUCUCAGCACGCAACACUUGACCCCAGCCCCGCUGAACACGCCAACCCGUCCUAAGGGCAAGGGAUUGGAUUACCUGGCGAGAGUUGGAAACACUAUCCGCGUUGUUGUCCAUUCGCCUACUGCUGCAGGUGGGGAAGACCCUAUGAGGGCUCCUGAACCACUCAAGAUCCGUAAGGUAUUUGGCAACACCGAUAUAGCCAAGCCGCCAUUGCCAUCUUUCGCAGGAAACACGGGUGUUGGGUCGCCUGAGCAGAACCAAUCGGCGGACGGCCGUGACAGUCAUGUCAGUGGCCCGCCCAAGAACAGAGUGGCUUCUUGGUUCAAGCGCUUGUCUAAAGAGGAGGCAAGCAGCUCGAACGUUUCCACUAUGCCAGAGAGCCGUGUCCAGUCCAAGGAUAAUUCUCCUGACCCGAACGCUAGCGGUCUGAAUCAGAGCGUUUCGCAAUCGAGCGGUGUGCCUUCUGCUUUCCGUACCCAAGAGAAGAAACCUUUUGCCUUCUCAUUCUGGAAGAGGAUAAAGAACGAACCAAAGAUGUCGAUUGCAGGAGCGGAUCUUGACGCCACAGACAAGCAUGACAGGGAGAAAUCGAAAAAGAAGAUGCGCAAACGGGUAUCCAAAUUCAUGAGUGGCACAGAGCCCACUCACUGGUCCGACGACAGUGAUGGUAGUGUUCGGAAGAUUGAGGUUCAACAGAAUUGGUUGGCUCGUCUCUUCCGUGUCAAGCCAGCGAGACGCUAUGUCUGUUUCAGCAUCACCAAGCGGCGCGCCCGACAGGAAGUCGCCAUCCUACUUCGCGAGUGGCGCAAGUAUGGCAUGGCAGACAUCGAGGUCGACAAGCAGCGUAGUAUUAUCUUCGGACGCGUGGCCGCGGAUAACUAUCUAAACCUGAAGGAAGUCUCGUUUGCUAUCGAGCUGAUGACAGUCAUUGAACACGGCAAGCGAAACCAUCUCUGUAUCGCGCGCUUCACUCAGGAGAAAGGCGCGGCCAGCAGCUUUCACAAGGUUGUGGAUACGAUCCACUCUGUGUUUACAAACCGUGGCCUCCGUGUGUUCACGUCGUUGAGCUUUGUUACCAAGCCCCAAUCUAGUGUUGGGUAUUGCCCAGCCGAAGGGAGUCUUGGGAACACGAGCACAAUGAUACGGCGGCGUUAAGACAGCUGAUCCUGGUUACAGACAUGGUGUUGGGUUAAGGGUCCAUUUAAUCAUGGACAAUUGCAAAAAUCAGGGGCGAAUUUUUUUCUCGGGAACCGAGAUAACGUUGUUGACCGGGCAGAUGCUGAAGCAGAUACCAUGCAGGUCAUUCUUUCAUUCUUUGUAGGGUAUAUAAUCGAUAGC